This is a messenger RNA of Lycium ferocissimum, 1356 nucleotides long. RefSeq names its product MADS-box protein 04g005320-like. Gene Ontology annotation, biological process: positive regulation of transcription by RNA polymerase II. The transcript is spliced from 8 exons. The coding region runs from base 317 to 1045 and encodes 242 amino acids. Gene Ontology annotation, cellular component: nucleus. Gene Ontology annotation, molecular function: protein dimerization activity; DNA-binding transcription factor activity, RNA polymerase II-specific; RNA polymerase II cis-regulatory region sequence-specific DNA binding. The record is from RefSeq and is a predicted model, not a curated record. NCBI's taxonomy places the organism in Eukaryota, Viridiplantae, Streptophyta, Magnoliopsida, Solanales, Solanaceae.
ACACUAAUCUAGAUUAAUCGAAAUAAUGGGUUCUGAAUACCUACUAGUAAAAUAAAAAAACCUUUUUCCCUUUCUUCUUUGGCAGGAAAUAACUAGAUUUUACAUAAUAAAGAGAUAACAAAUAUAUAAACAACAACUACAGAUAUUAACCUUACUUCUAGAUGUAAAGGAGAAGAGAGAAGAGCGAAAACCAUAAAUGUGCUGUCUUACAUAGUCUUUUAUGGCAAAACACACAAUUUUUUGUUAGAAACAAUCUUGUUAUAUUUUUCCAUAUUAUAUUUCAUUGGGAAACCAAAAAAAGAAAGUUAUAGCUAGGAUGGGAAGAGGGAAAGUAGAAUUGAAGAGAAUUGAGAACAAAAUAAAUAGACAAGUGACCUUUGCAAAGAGAAGAAAUGGAUUCCUCAAGAAAGCUUAUGAACUUUCUGUUCUUUGUGAUGCUGAAAUUGCUGUUAUUAUCUUCUCUAGUCGUGGCAAGCUCUAUGAAUUCUGCAGCAGCUCAAGCAUGUCCAUGACAUUGGAGAGAUACCACAGAUACAAUUAUGGUGCACUUGAAGGAAGCCAACCUUCAGCAGAUUCACAGAACAACUACCAGGAGUAUUUGAAGCUUAAAACAAGAGUGGAAGUGUUACAACAGUCUCAAAGGCAUUUGCUUGGAGAGGAUUUGGGACAAUUGAACACAAAAGACCUGGAACAACUUGAGCGUCAAUUGGAUUCAUCGUUGAGGCAAAUAAGGUCAAAAAGGACACAACACAUGCUUGAUCAACUUGUCGAACUUCAACAAAAGGAACAAUCUCUUACUGAAAUGAACAAAUCAUUGAGGAUCAAGUUGGAAGAACUUGGUGUUGCUUUUCAAACAUCAUGGCAUUCUGGGGAGCAAAGUGUACAGUAUAGACAGCAGCAGCCUGCUCAGCCUGAGGAAUUUUUUCAACCUAUGGAUUGCAAUAAUACAUUGCCUAUAAGUUACAGGUACGAUACCGUGCCACCAGAACAUGCAGCACCAUCAGCACAUGAUGCCACUGGAGUUGUACCUGGAUGGAUGCUUUGAGCUGAUCAGAGCCAAAGGACUGAGAAAUAACUCCUAUUUCUUUAAUUUGUAACAGCUAUUUAUUACAUAAGUUAGAAAGAAAAAGAAAACAAUAUAAUGAUGCUGUCAUACAAAUAGAGCUCCACUGUUGAAAAAAACCUACUGUUUUCAUGUUUAACUAGCUAGCAAACACUUUGGAUUAUGCAGGGCUGUAUUUAUGACCUAUAAAUGGUUAUAUAUUGUGAAUGUAUUUAUUAUCAAGAAAGGUCUGGCAACAACACUAUUUAAUAAGUCAGAGGAGCAUUUCUGAAUUACUCUUUUACUUCUUUUCC